Messenger RNA from Linum trigynum, 4574 nucleotides. The record is from the annotation of a GenBank genome assembly. Lineage: Eukaryota; Viridiplantae; Streptophyta; Magnoliopsida; Malpighiales; Linaceae.
AGUGACACACUUGAAAAAAAAGAAUGACACAACAAUAUAGACCGAUUUGGACUUGACACACUGCAGUUAGAAUUAGUGCGUUGGAAUCACGCUAAUCGAAAAUCGCGUGAGCGCAGCUUAUCUGGUUGGUUGGUGCCAUCGAUACUUGCUGAGCACGACACUUUCACGCACGGACGCAUACGCACCGUCCACCUGUAAGAUAAGGGUUACAGUGAGAGACGGCAAAGAAGAGGGGUAGCAGUUCUAGAGAGAGAAAUUGAAAAACUGAGCUUCCGAGAGAGAGAGAGAGAGAGAGACAGAGAGAGAGGCAGUGUCGUUUGCUAGAGAGAGAAACCCUCUUUUUCUUCCUUAGAGAGAGAAAGUGAAAAAGUUGCGAAAGAAAGAGAGGGAGCGGAAGAGGAGGAUCUGAUCGUCCUGGAAGAGGUAAAGGAGCUUCAAACCCUAACUGUUCUUCGAAUAUCAGAUCUAUUCGCUCCUUCUCUCCGUCGCCCUUUCUCUUCAUCCUGUCUCUUCCUCCGCUUGUCUUUCUGUUUCUGUUAGUUAGGGUUUCGUGUUUGGGCUGGAAGAUUUAGGCGGUAGUAACUAGGUCUGAAGAAAAAGUUCGGUCUUUGCUGAUUUUACGGUAUUUUGGCUUUUUUGCCGGAUUGAAUUAGGUGUUCUUGCGACAAUUAGGGUUUUGCGGUGGCUGGAGAUUGUUUGGCUGAAAAGCCCUGGUUUUCUGUGCCAAUAUUAUGUUUCGAAGAUAAUCUUGUAGGGAAGACGGAAAAAGAGAGAGAGAAAGGGGAGAGUAAGUACGAGAAAAAGGAAAAGGGUAGUUAGGGUUUUGUAGUUACAUGUAUGGCGUCAGGGUCUGCUGUUGGAGGGGAAGGAGGAAAUGAUGGACCUAAAGAGAAGCCAAGGUACUCGGAGAGCAAAGUCUAUACGAGAAAAUCCUUCAAGGGUUUACGGAAUAACUUAACCAACAACAGCAACACGAAGGAAACCACAGCCAACGGCACUACCCUUAAUACCGCUGUUACCACCACAGCGACUGCACCACCAACUUCAGCUACAACCAAUCAGAACGGAAGUAACGAGAACAAGGCUGCUGACGGUGACUCAAUUAAAGUUUCUGAACCACUAGCCUUGGUAUUAGAAGACACAAGUUCUGCUCAAUCACAACUACAGUCAGAGCCAGAGCCACAGCCACGUGAUGAUAGCUCGAUUCAUGUUUCUGAAUCUCAAGCCUUAGUCUCAGAAAAUGCAGAUUCUGCCAAGCCACAGAUUGCUGCCUCGGUUAGUGUUUCUGAACCGCAAGCCUUACUGUCAGAAGACAUUGGUUCUACCCUUCCUGGUUGUGGCUUGAAUGAAGUUUCUGAACCGCAAGUCUUGGUAUCAGCAGACACAGGUUCCACACAGCGGACCCCGGACGGUGAAUCUAUUAGAGUUUCUGAACCUCAAGCUUCAGUGUUAGAACACUUAGAUGUUAGUGUUUCUGAACCGCAAGCCUUACUGUCAGCAGACAUAGGUUCUACCCUUCCUGGUUGUGGCUUGAAUGACGUUUCUGAACCGCAAGCCUUGGAAUCAGCAGACACAGGUUCCACACAGCGGACCCUGGACGGUGAAUCUAUUAGAGUUUCUGAACCUCAAGCUUCAGUGUUAGAACACUUAGAUUCUGCUCAUCCACCGGAUGGAGCCUCAAUUGAAGAUCCACAAACGCAAGUCUUGAUGUCAGAGGUCACAGAGUCUGCUCAGCCACAGCAACAACAGGAACAAUAUCCACUGCAGCCGCCCCAGAAGCAACCCCAACUGCCAGGACUGGGGCAGGAGCAGGAACAACAGGGAGACCAAGUGCACGAGCAGUCAGGGUCACCAAAACAGCCAGAGCCACAGGAGCGACAAGGGGAGCUGUCACAGGAGCUAUCAGGGCAACAGAAACAGCCCGAACAACAGGAGCCACCCCCACUGCCUCCUCCCUUACGUGUGGAUGUGAUCUCAGAUGACUCCUCCAACCACCAGAGGCAGCAGGUCGAUGCUGCAGCUGGUUUACAGGGGGAGGAAGAUCCAGCAAGUAAUAGUGCUGGAAAGGAAGCUCUGGAAAGCAGAAUAAAGAUAAAUUUAUCUUCAGUUUCCAAGCAGGAGAUGAGAGAGAUCAGGAGGAAGCUUCAGAAUGAACUCAAUACUGUGAAGAUGUUGGUGAAGAGAAUUGAGGCCAAACAAAGUCAGCUUGGUGUUGCCACUAUCAGCAGUUCGGUUCCUUUGAGACAUAGUGUCCUUGAUAGUAGAUUGACAAGGGUAAAUUCAAAUGUAGGAUCUGUUGGUGUUCCUCGUGAAGUCACUGCUACUGUUACUACUCCAACACCGAGGCAGACUCGGCCUUUGCAUCAGCUUAGUGUAUCUGUGCUGGAGAAUAAUCAGGGUGCAGCUGAGAAUGUCGAGAAAGAAAAGAGAACACCAAAAGCUAACCAAUUUUACAGGAACUCCGAGUUUUUGCUUGCGAAAGAUAAGUUCCCCCCUGCUGAGAGUAAUAAGAAGUCAAAAUCGAGUAGCAAGAAGCAUGGCUCUGAUAUGGCUUUUCGAUUUGGGUCACAUACCAAAAUAUUCAGGAAUUGCUCUUCUGUACUUGACAAAUUGAUGAAGCAUAAGCAUGGGUGGGUGUUUAAUUCUCCAGUUGACGUGGAGGGUCUUCGAUUGCAUGAUUACCACACCAUUAUCAAACAUCCUAUGGACUUGGGAACAGUGAAGGCAAGACUGAAUAAGAAUUGGUACAAGUCACCAGAAGAGUUUGCAGAAGAUGUGAGACUUACAUUUCAUAAUGCCAUGACGUACAACCCAAAAGGUCAGGAUGUUCAUAUAAUGGCUGAACAGUUGCUUACUAUGUUUGAGGAAAGGUGGGCUGUUGUGAAGGUGGAUUAUGAUCGAGAGACAAGGCUUGUCCCUUAUGAUAUUGGUUUUCCAACACCUACAUCCCGGAAGAUUCCUUCACUGUCAUUGCCUUCCCUUGAUAUGAGAAGGAUUUUAGAUCGAUCAGAAUCGAUCACUUAUCCAUCUGUUGACAUCAGACAGAGACCUGUUGUUACUACUCCAUCAGGUAGGACCCCUGCUCCAAAAAAGCCCAAGGCAAAGGAUCCGCACAAAAGGGAUAUGACGUAUGAGGAGAAACAGAAGCUUAGUACAAAUCUUCAGAGCCUCCCUUCGGAUAAGCUGGACAACAUCGUACAAAUAAUUAGAAAGCGAAACUCUGCACUUUUACAACGCGAUGAUGAGAUUGAAGUGGAUAUUGAUAGUGUUGAUGCAGAGACUCUGUGGGAACUUGACCGGUUCGUGACCAAUUACAAAAAGAGUCUAAGCAAGAACAAGAGAAAAGCUGAACUGGCAAUGCAGGCUAGAACGGAAGUGGAGCGAAAUGUCCAGCAGAAGGCCCUUCUUUCAUCUGCUGCUGAUCCCCCUAAAGAAGCCAAUGAAGGUGAAAGAAAUGUUUCGAAUGUGUCUCCUGUACAAGUGGACAGACAAGCAGAUAAUGGGAGUAGGUCAAGUAGCUCGAGCAGUUCCAGCAGUGGUUCUGGUUCUUCAUCUAGUGACUCUGACAGUGACAGCUCCUCAGCAUCUGGAUCUUGAUAUAGGGCGCUAACUCUUGGUAUGAGUAGUUCAGGUGGGCUCUUAUCAUCCUGCUAUUUGGGCACAUGUUGCAUAUUAGGUCUAAGCAAUUUCUGUGAAUUCCGUCAAUGCUUAUCACUUGCUGAGAAUACGAUCUACAGAGUUUGGUCUUGUAAUUACUAUUGAUUAUUGACAAACCAUGUUUGUUUUAGGAAGAGUUGGAACUUGGUUUAUAAUUUUUCGAAGCUGGGUUCGCAUGGAUGAUUGGUCAUUGUCUCUCUUCCAUGUAAUGUACUGGAUAUCAUAUUUUAAUUUUCUUCCUAUAUGCCAACCUUUGGUGUCAGCUUUUCCUGGUUAGAUCUGGACUGGCCUUUAUCUGCACUCGAAGUGGCUUAUUACUUGAAUUUGAAUUUUUUUAGAAAAUCUGAUUGCUUUAGAGUGCUUCUACUUGGUGUUGUCUUUCCUUUCCAACAUAUCAUACUUUGCAGCUUAUGGGAAAAAGGGGUAGAUAUUGUAGUAGUUUGCUGGAGUAAUCAUUUGAUGUGAGGUGUUUCUGAAGUUUUCUGACUGUUGUUAAAUUUUCUGGUGCAGUUGGAUGUCAAGAGGUUUAGGAGUAGGUGGCAGGUUCCCAAUUCAAAUGAUUUGGUGUGUUUGAGGCCGUCAAUGUCAUUAGGGAUCUGCAUUGUGUGUACAGGCUCAAGAUUGGCAAUAGUUGUGCCAUGGCUGGAUAGUGGGUCUGGUUCUCGCAAACUGUUGUCAUGUCUGAUUUCUUCUAUCCACAAGUACCGUAUUUUGUUGGGGGUGAGAAAAUUGUAUAAUAUGUAGUAGCCAAAUUGUGGUUGAUUGAUUAGAUGCGAGAUUGGGUUGUUUCUGAUGAUGAUAUAUCACAUUGUACAUGCCUAACUAGUGCAACUUUCCCUGAGUUGUGGGGCCGUUUACUCAUGUGCCAGCAGAAGGCAGAUUCAGGAUGCCUACAUAAAGAAAAAUUUAGCCUGCAG